CUCAUCCACUUCGAGCUGCAGGUGGAGAAGGAUGUCAUCGAGCCCCUCUUUGUGCUGGCUGAGGUGGAAAUCCCGAAUAUCCAAAAGCAGAGGAAGCACUUGGCGAAGCUCGUGCUGGACAUGGACUCCUCCAGGACGCGGUGGCAACAGUCUGUGAAGUCCUCGAGUCUGGCCGGCAACCUGCAGCCCUCGGGUGCCAAAGCCGAUGCUCUCAGGGAAGAGAUGGAGGAGGCGGCCAACAGAGUGGAGAUUUGCAGGGACCAGCUCUCGGCGGACAUGUACAAUUUUGUGGCCAAAGAAGUAGACUAUGCAAACUAUUUCCAAACUCUGAUCGAGGUGCAGGCAGAAUACCAUCGCAAAUCCUUAGCGCUUCUGCAGAACGUCCUGCCUCAAAUUAAAGCCCAGCAGGAGGCGUGGAUGGAGAAGCCCUCCUUCGGGAAGCCCUUGGAGGAGCACCUGGCCGUCAGCGGGCGGGAGAUCGCCUUCCCCGUGGAGGCAUGUGUGACGAUGCUGCUGGAGUGCGGCAUGCAGGAGGAGGGUCUGUUCCGCGUGGCUCCCUCGGCCUCCAAGCUGAAGAAGCUCAAGGCUGCCCUGGACUGCUGCGUGGUGGAUGUGCAGGAGUACUCGGCCGACCCACACGCCAUCGCAGGAGCCCUCAAGUCCUACCUGCGAGAGCUGCCGGAGCCUCUCAUGACGUUUGAGUUGUACGAGGAGUGGAUCCAGGCUUCCAACAUCCCAGAGCAGGAGAAGCGGCUCCAGGCUCUCUGGAACGCCUGCGAGAAGCUGCCCAAAGCCAACUACAACAACAUCAGGUACCUGAUUAAGUUCCUGGCCAAGCUGACUGAGUACCAGGACACGAAUAAAAUGACGCCGAGCAACGUGGCCAUCGUGCUGGGGCCCAACCUCCUGUGGCCGCAGGCGGAUGGGAACAUGACGGAGAUGAUGACGACGGUCUCGCUGCAGAUUGUGGCCAUCAUCGAGCCGCUCAUCCAGCACGCCGACUGGUUCUUCCCCGGAGGGAG
Messenger RNA from Apaloderma vittatum (bar-tailed trogon), 1022 nucleotides. RefSeq names its product rho GTPase-activating protein 44. The record is from RefSeq and is a predicted model, not a curated record. The annotation marks the transcript as partial. The transcript has 11 exons. Gene Ontology annotation, cellular component: cytoplasm; postsynaptic density; leading edge membrane. NCBI's taxonomy places the organism in Eukaryota, Metazoa, Chordata, Aves, Trogoniformes, Trogonidae. Gene Ontology annotation, molecular function: protein binding; GTPase activator activity. Gene Ontology annotation, biological process: negative regulation of Rac protein signal transduction; modification of dendritic spine; neurotransmitter receptor transport, endosome to postsynaptic membrane.